Molecule: messenger RNA, 1980 nt
Organism: Mus pahari (shrew mouse)
Lineage: Eukaryota; Metazoa; Chordata; Mammalia; Rodentia; Muridae
Gene: Wrap73
Product: WD repeat containing, antisense to TP73
Exons: 13
Coding region: 52-1587 (511 amino acids)
Biological process (GO): microtubule anchoring at mitotic spindle pole body; protein localization to mitotic spindle pole body; mitotic sister chromatid segregation
Cellular component (GO): mitotic spindle; microtubule organizing center; MWP complex
Molecular function (GO): protein binding
Source: RefSeq, a predicted model, not a curated record
GCGGUUGCGGGAGGUACCUCGGAGCCGGGCUGGCCCGGGCUGGCCGUGGCCAUGAACUUCUCGGAGUCAUUCAAGCUUUCGGGCCUGCUCUGCAGGUUCUCCCCGGACGGCAAGUACCUGGCUUCCUGUGUCCAGUACCGGUUAGUGGUCCGGGAUGUGACGACCCUUCAGAUCCUUCAGUUGUACACAUGCCUGGACCAGAUCCAGCACAUAGAGUGGUCUGCAGACUCCCUCUUCAUCCUGUGUGCCAUGUACAGACGGGGGCUUGUGCAGGUCUGGUCACUUGAGCAGCCAGAAUGGCACUGCAAGAUCGACGAGGGCUCUGCGGGGCUGGUUGCUUCCUGCUGGAGUCCGGAUGGCCGCCACAUCCUGAACACAACGGAAUUCCAUCUGCGAAUCACCGUCUGGUCCCUGUGCACCAAAUCUGUGUCUUACAUCAAGUAUCCCAAAGCCUGUCAGCAGGGACUAACUUUCACCAGGGAUGGCCGCUACCUAGCCUUAGCAGAGAGGCGGGACUGCAGAGAUUACGUGAGCAUCUUCGUGUGCAGUGACUGGCAGCUCCUCCGGCACUUUGACACAGACACCCAGGAUCUCACAGGGAUCGAGUGGGCCCCGAAUGGCUGUGUGCUGGCAGCGUGGGACACCUGCUUGGAGUACAAGGUUCUGCUGUACUCCUUGGACGGCCGUCUGCUGUCAGCAUACUGUGCCUAUGAAUGGUCCCUGGGCAUCAAGUCUGUGACUUGGAGUCCCAGCAGUCAGUUCCUGGCCAUUGGGAGCUACGAUGGAAAGGUGCGCCUCCUAAACCACGUGACCUGGAAGAUGAUAACCGAGUUUGGGCAUCCUGCAACCAUUAAUAAUCCUAAGACAAUCCCUGGGGAGACUGACCUGAGGAAUCCUGAGCAUGGGCCAUCCUGCCAGAGCAGAGCACACAGCAGGCAGAGGCCGGAGAGCUGGUCUGUAUGGACUGCAGGUAGGGCAGCCCAGGCCCAGGAUCCAGGAGGUGCAGAGUUGAAGGUUGUGUAUAAGGAAGCUGAGAAGAUCCCACAGCUGGGGUUGGGCCACCUGUCCUUCCCACCGUCCCGAGCAAUGGCUGGUGCCCUCUCUACCUCAGAGAGCAAAUAUGAGAUCGCCUCGGGACCAGUUUCCUUACAGACUCUGAAGCCAGUAGCUGACAGAGCGAACCCCAGGAUGGGUGUAGGGAUGCUGGCCUUCAGCUCUGACAGCUACUUCCUGGCAUCAAGAAAUGACAAUGUCCCCAAUGCUGUCUGGAUCUGGGACAUUCAAAAGCUGAAGCUGUUUGUGGUUCUAGAGCAUAUGUCUUCAGUGCGCUCAUUUCAGUGGGACCCACAGCGGCCAAGGCUGGCCAUCUGCACAGGAGGAAGCAAGGUGUACCUGUGGUCCCCAGCAGGCUGUGUGUCGGUGCAGGUACCUGGGGAAGGUGACUUUCCCGUGCUCGGACUAUGCUGGCACUUAAGUGGGGAUUCCUUGGCCCUCCUUAGUAAGGAUCACUUCUGUCUCUGCUUCCUGGAGACCAAGGAGAGGGUUGGCACAGCCUAUGAACAACGGGACGGCAUGCCUAGGACCUGAGUGGAAACCAAGGCAGCAGACUGCUGAUUCCAACAUGAGCAACAGCUGCACAGCUUCCCCAGAUGGGAUGGGCUAUUCUGCCCAGUUUUCUGUAAAUAUGUAUAAAGUUGUUAUGUAAAAUAGGUAUUUGCUAAUCCAUGGAACAGUGGUGGUUGUUUUCUUCAGGGCCUUAGCUCACAGAUCCAAGGUCUGGGAAGAUGAAAAAUCCUGAAUUAACGACACAACCUGCCUUAUGACCCUUUGGUGCUCCCUGAGCGGUUUUCAGUCAGUGUGCUUUGGAACAAGGGUGAACUGAUGUUAGACUGGCUAGCCAUUCUGCAGCUCCAUGUACUCAGAAGUGUUGCAAGGCCCCCACAAUUGUGCCUGUUCCCAUGUGAGCUGUAAAUCCCACAA